GGGAGGGGGUAUAUGUAUGUUAUGUACAUCUAUCUAUAUACAUACAUAUCAAUUUGACGAAAAAGGAGGGGGUGAGUUGUGACGUUUUGGGUGUGAGAAAGACAAAAUGAUAUAGCAUACGAAUGAGAAGACCAAAUGAAAAUGCUGGGAACUCUUGGAAGAGUUUUCUCUGCGCGCUCAGAGAGUCAUCCAGAGUAUUUUGUGUGGAGGAAUCAUACAGGAGACGACGGAACAGAAAAAAAGCCCUCCACCACAUUAAAACAUGGCGGCGGUCGAUGUCGUACGCGGUGUACAUUUUUUCCGUGUGUUUGCAAUGUUAAUCCGAGUACUUUUAGUGUAACAAUCGUGUUAGAGCUACCCAUUUUACCGACAAUUGUACCAUCUUCCCCAAUUACCAAUUAGAUACGAAAAAUACUUCGUUAGUUUAAAGAAAAGAAAAACCAAAUGGAAAAUGUUUCCAGGAGCAUGGUAUGAACCAUAUAGCACAAUUUUUCUUCCCCUCAGCUGUGACAGUGGUGAUUGAAGUGUUGUUGAAACCACAAAAGCAGCAGUAAUAUGUUUUGUAUUAUGUGACACAAUCGUCGUAAUGACGACGUAAAUAGCAUUGCUUUUUUGGUAAUUUAUAUUGUAUCCCGCGAAAAAGACAAACAUCUUGUUACAUUGGUCAGUGAUUGAGAACAAAUACGCGAGUUUUAUGAACAUAUUACUACCACUAUACAACUCUGUCCCAGUGCCCCAUUGCAAAUCUCAACAAGAAAAAUAAUUAUUUGUCGCAAAAAGAAUUGGAAUCCAAACCACCAUAUAAGAUAGGAGGAUUUUAUUGCAAAUUGGUGCGUGAUAUAUAUUAUGAGCUCAAGGAAAAGGGGGUUGACUAUAUACAAUUCAGUGAUUUUCCCAACUUUCUCUCUUGAAACCUUUUCUGGGAUAUUUUCCCUACAAGUGCAGUAAUUUUUCCCUCUUCACUUCAAGCUAAAUGUUGCAGUUUCUUUUAUCAGGGACUUUUUACAUAGCGUACAAUUGAACAAAACAUAUCUCUUGUGUUUUGCUCCUCUGAGCCCUAUUUGGCGUUCUUUUCACUUUCUCGAGGACAAAGUACUGUGUCUCUGUGUGAUGUAUACAAAUACCAUAAGAAGCAAGUACGCAAAAGAGAAAAUUUUUCGGGGGAUACAACAACGAGGAGAGAGUGAAAGCUCGUCAGGGGAAUUUUCUUCGAGAAAAUCACCUCGCAGUACGUGAAAAUCCAGCUCAGUAAACGACGUGUUUGACAUUGAUAGUAACAAAGCGAAGCGAAAAAAAGUCUAUUCCCCCAAAAAAAGAGUUAUAGUUGCUGAAGUUGAAAAAAAAACUGCGUCUCUCAAAUAAAAAGAUAUCCAAAAAAAGCUCACAGUGACAACAAGAGUGAAAAAAAGUUAGUGUAUGAACGCAAAAGACAGUUGUAUUGGUUGAAUGUGUGGGUGGGUGUAUAUUCUGUCGAACAUAUAGUGCUUUUUGGAUCGACAGAGGUGGGUUAGAACGGGGAAUAGAGUGUGAAGGAAGCAAGAAAAAAGCUACCAUUUGAGGUAGAAAGUGCAUGAAGUGGAGGGUAGUGUCACAAGUGAAGGUGUGUGGGGUGUAUGAGGAAUUGCACGUAGGAUAUCUCCGACAAAUUAAAAGAUGUUAUGGUCGUCGCGUUUGGAUCAUCAACAUCAACACAAGCAGCAAAUAGCACGACCCAGCGUCAGUGACACUUUUUACCCAGAAUUUCACCCAAAGAGGCGAAGUAAUCCACUAAAAACCACCCCACCACCUACGCAACAGCAACAGCAGCAGCUUUUCGAGUCCCUCGAUCUGGGCACCAUUUCUGGGGCAGCAGUUGCCCAAAUUUAUCACAACUAUUGGUACAACCUACCCCAACGUUUCUCACACUUACAACAUUUAUUGCUACCAUCAUCAGCAAAUGUUGAUUAUGCUGCGAUUCCUGUGAAUCUGUGAUAUUUCGUAAACAAUCAACGAUGGAACUCGUCGUGCCACCGGAACUGGAGGAGUUAAUUUUGUGCAGUUGCUGCCAUUUGCCAUUCAACGACACAGACGCCACACCAAAGUUAUUCUCAUGCCGUCACCACUUUUGCUUGAAGUGUGUCAAUUCGGUACUCCUCAAGGGUGGCGAAUUGUAUUGCGUCCACUGCUGGAAGCGCACUGAACUUCCGGCACCCGACAUGAAGCCGGAAAACCUACCCACGUACAAUGCUAUUCUGUACCUUGCAUCGAACCUCAACCUGUUGAACCUCAAGUCGAAACCCCCGGACAAGGCCGCACAUCAGCACCAUGCAACCACAACAGGCACCAUUGGUAACACAUUGGCGGCCGCGGCGGCAGCUGCUGCGGCCGCCAAUAGUACCAAGAUGAAGAAAGGUGAAAAUUGCAUGACACACGCCAUGCCCAAUGCACUGUGGUGCCUCAAAUGCCACACACUCGUCUGCCGUGCAUGUGCAGGAAGUGAGGAGCACAGAAAUCACACGGUUAAGACACAAAUUGAGGCAAGAGAUGCAAUACGCAAUGACAUUGCCACCGAAUUGCUCAGCAUGCAGAAGUCACUGUCGGAAGUGCAACACCUGGUGCUGAAGCAGCGUGACUUCCUCCUUAAGAUCCUCGAAGCGUGCACAUCGCUCAAGACCCAAGUGGAGACUGAGCUUAUCAAUCAUCUGCCAACAUUUGAGAUUGCCGAGAUGCGUGAGAGUCUGGGCAAAGCCAAAAUCUAUCUCAAUAUGCUGGAACAGCAAACACCAGCUGAUGCAUAUAAAUUGUAUACAACCCUCCACCUUGAGAAGCAGCGCCUGCAGUCGAAGCAUCAAGAAAUGUUCCUUCAGUGCAAACUCGAUGACCUCAUUCGCAACUAUGGGGUUCUGUUUGAUUUUGAACUAAUUAAACAAGCCCUAGCUACCCUACAUAGCGGUGAGACACUGAAUUCCAUCACAAUGAACGGCAUGGGACACCACAAUCCUAUCCUCUUGUUGGCAAAUUACUGCAUCUCACAAUUAUACUCGCGACACAUCCUGACCAACAAGCAUUCACAGGCACUCGCUGCAGCAGCUGCUGCCAGCAAUGGUUCAGUAUAUCAUCAACCGGGAACAUCGCAAGCUCUCACCCCGAGCCCCCAUGACCCCGGAACACCACAUGGGAAAACAUUCAGCGAUCUCACAUCACCCAAGAAUGCACCAACACAGCAGCAACCACUGCCUCCGGGAGCUCCACAGCCACCGGUUGGAACUGGUAGCUCCUACGGACACCAUUCGGACUCCUUGGUGCCCGUUGCCCAGGGUCAACCACCACAGGGUGCCAAUAUGCGGCACUCAUCGUACGAAAUGAACGGCAUGGCUGUCCCCAUAAGUAUAAUGCAGCAUUUGCAGCAGCAGCAGCAACUUAGCAACAGCCAAGCGUCCAUCCCAUCACCCCAGCCCCCAAUUUGCACACCAACCGUACACGUUUACCCCAUCUACUUCUUCAACAUCGAGAUCAACGGCUCCCCAUGCGGACGGAUCCUUAUUGAGGUACGAAAUGACGUGGCCCCGAAGAUGGCCAAAAAUUUCGGUGCUCUCGCAACGGGUGAAUUGGGUUUUGGCUACAAAGGUUGCCAAAUAUUCCAAUGCUGGGAAAAUGAAUCAAUAAUUACGGGUGAUUUUGAGCUCAAUAACGGCCGCGGUGGUCGUUCCGUUUUCGAAGAGGGCUUCUUCAUGCCCGACGACACAAAGAUUCUCGCCAUACGCGGUAGUGUCGGUAUGCGACGUAGUCAGAAGAGGCACGAUAAUAUGGGCCUCGUUGGAUCACAAUUUCGCAUCAUACUUCGCGAGAUGCGCGGUUUCACGGGUAUUUUUGCAUUUGUCGUUGAGGGUUUGGAUCUUGUUGAAAAAAUAAGUCAGGCGGGUGAUUCCGCGGGAAAACCGCAAAGUAACGUUGUGAUUGUUAACUGUGGCAAGCUACAGUAGUGGGGCAAAAGAAACGGAAUUCAUUUUAAAUCGGAUAGCUUAUUAUACAAAGAUGAAAAAAAAAUUCAAGAAAAGAGAUACAAAAUGCAUUGUCUGCUUUGGUGAUUGGAUACGGAUGAAUUGGUCUACAUUAUACGGUUGAUUGGUACGGAUUGUUCUUGGUAAAAUACUAUCCUAAGCAAAUUAAUAUAUUAUAGUGAGAAGAAAAAAAAUGAAGAAAACACGUAAUUAAUGUAUAAGAAAAAAAUACAGAAAAUAGAGAAAAAAAUAUUAAUAAAUGUGUUUAAAACUUAAUAAUUUCACAUACAUAUUUAAAAAGAAACAAAAAAAUGGGACAUGAAUUUAAAUGGAAGGAAAAGACUUCAAUUAACACGACGAAACACCGGAAAGGAAUUAGUUUACGUAGAUUGUGGGCAAAUUACAUUUAUUGCAUUAAUAUAUAUUAGUAAGAAUAUAUACUGAAUUUCGGAAAAAUAUUUCUAUAUAGCAUUAAAUUAUUAAUUUUUCGAUUUACGAAUUAUGUGCAAAGCACUCGUUUUUGGACCAAAGUCAGAGACUUUGUAUUAAAAAUCUCCCUCUCUAUCGCUCUUUCUCUUAUUGUAUACCUACUAAAAUUAGUAACAUAUACUAUUUAUAUUUGAAACAAAAGGAAAAAUAAUACAAAAAAUUAAGUAAAGGCAAAAUAAAAAAAACUCGACAUUGCGAUGAUUUUUUUUUCUAAAUCAACCUUUAGAUUGUAUUAACCCAUUUAUUGCUCAAAAUUCAACAUUAUACACAUUUUUCAAAAUUUAUUUUUGAAAAUUUGAAAACGGGGAAAGGCACAAAUAUAUUAAAUGAUUGCAAAAUUUUGCACUAUAUCGAGCAUAUUUGGGUUAAUAAAAAGAAACAAGUAACACUAUAAAAUCACGAGAAAAAAAGUUACGGAUCAUUUAAUGUGGAUAUGCAGUGCAUUCUUUAAAGAAAAACUAAUAAAAACAACAGGGUGUAAAUGUCAAUACUGUGACUUUUCGUAGUUUAUGCUCCCCCACUUUCCAUUGAUUUUCCCGAAUUGAAAAAGAAUAAAGCAUAGAAAGUUGAAAAAGAGAAAUCUCCAAGAGAAAAUGCAAAUGAUCCUAAUCCUUCCCUUUUUUUCCGUAAAAACCCCCAAAAGAACCAUUAUAACGAUUUCAUACUGAAUAAGUUUACGAAGUAGAACACUGAAGAUGAUAGAAAUUACGUAGUUACGGAUAUUACAAACAUCGAGGGAAGUAUCGUAAAAAGAAAGUGUAGGUCUUUUCGAUAGGCGCGCGCUAAAUAUGGGAAAAAAUUGUGUUUCAAUCCGAAUGAAAAUGUUUCCUCCAUUCUUUGAAAUUGUUAUUAACUUUUUCACGCUACACUUAAUUUUUUCAGUUAGUUAGGCAACAAUAUUAAGGAAAUUCUUUAAUGUGUUGUAUACAAAUUGUUUCUCAUCCUUUCCAUUGGAAUCGAUAAAAUUACCUAUAUAUUUUAUGCAAAGGAGCAAAAUUGUUUUAAACAUAAACUAAAUAUUUGAUUUCCAAUUAAGGAUUUUUUAUUAGAUUUGAGUUAGUUUUUCAAGAAAAUCAAUGAAUUAUAUUAUUUAAAAAACUAUUAUGAUUUUCACAAGGAAUAUUCAAGAAAGUUCAAGCAGAUUUUUUCCCUUUUCAAACUAAUGAAAUAAUUUUGCUCCUUUUUUUAUCGUAAGAUAAAUUAUAGAGAAAACUAUGUAUUAGGCUUAAAAAUUUCGUAAAUUUUAGGUAAUAAUUCCAAGCAAGUAUAUCACACAAAAUAAAUUGAUAAAAUCAAUACAAAAUAUGAAAUAUGUUCGAUUAUUGAAAAACAAUCAAUAAUUUUCUAUUGAAAAAAAUUUAAACUAACUCGGCACAUUCCGCUUUUUUUAAUUAAAAAAAAUUAUUAAAUGCAUUUCGAUUGUUCUAUUUAUUUAAUUCUACUAUUCAUAAAUAGUAGAAAAGUUAUGCUAAUAAAUUAGUACAAUAUGUAAUUUGUUUUUCAGCAAUAGAGAAAUCAACAAAUCGAACACAUUUUUUAUUAAAACCAAAAAUAUAUUCAGUAUAAGGAAAAUCUACCUAAUAUACACAUAGUAGCUAUUCGGUGUUUUCUAAUAAAAGAUAACUAAAUAAAAGCUACAAAAAAAUUAUAUGUGUCUGUUAAUGCCAUUGGUACCUGUUAGCAAUGUAUGUAAUAUUUAAAGUUAAAAAGAAAAUAAUUAAUAAAAAAAGAAAACAAAAUGGAAUGAAAUAUUUUAAACUUCCCAAAAAACACCGUCAAAUAAAAAGUAAAGCUAUGACGCUAAGAAAAUAUAUAUCGUUAGAUUUAAGAAAAAUAUCUAUGGGGUAAGAAAGAUGAAAAUAUUUUUGGUAAAUACUUUAUUGUUCCAUUUUAAAGUUAUUCAGAAUAACUUUAUAAUAAAGGGCACGAAUGCGUGAGAGAAGCAAAAGGUUGUAAAUCUUUUGUGUCAAUAGAAAAGUGGACUUUUGCCACGAAUAUUAAACAAGUCUGGUCGUACUCAAAGAGUGCAAUUAAUAUAAACUGACAACAUUUAUUUUUGCCUACGCUGAAUAAAAAGUAUAUAUAUUACCUACAUACAUAACAUAUGUAAAUUGAGAAAAUAAAUAAAAUGGUAUCACUGUGAAUGAAAUUAUGCUAGCGCAUUUUAAUUGCAAACAAUUUUUGGUAGUUUGAUGAGCAUUUUUUUUUAAAUUUCAUUUUGCAUGCUAGAUGAUAUUUUUUGCGUUUCAUUGGAGAGAAUUUGAAGAAAGAAAAAGAAUUUUCAAAAAGAAGAACAAUACAAAAUAAUAAGGCAAGAAAAAAGAAAUACUUUGAAAACAACCAUAAAACAGAAAUUUCGAAAGAGAAAAAUCUAUGAAAUGCUGAAUUAAAUUCAAGUAGAAAUUUCUCUAUUAAAAUUACGCUUUACAUGCUUUAAAGAAAAAAAUAAUAAUUGUAUAAAGUAGAGCAUUGGAAAAAAAAUAUUGUUAAUGUAUAGAAUAUUAGAAAGUACAAUUUCUGUAUAUAAAAAGCAAAAAAAUAAAAAGAAAAAAGAUCAUUGUUUGCUGCUGUAUAUUAAACAAAAAAAAACUCGCGCUUGUAGUUAAAAUAUAAAAUUUUGGCAAAAAUGUGAUACACUAAAUUUGGCUUUGCAAAAAUAUAUACAUAUAUAUUACACCAAUUUUAAAAAGGGGAAAAACAAAUAAAAAAUCCUUUUAUCAAAAUUUCUCACUAAUCUCGUGGACGUAAUAUAUUCUCGAAAUUAUGCAAAAAAAAAAGUAAAAUUACUAGAGAGGAACCACCGGAAAAAUGAAAAUCAGUGCAAAAAGUUUUUUCUUUGCGAAAUAAUCGUAUCAUUGAGAUGUUAUACCUUAAGAAAUAGAAUUACAAAAAUAAAUCAAUAAAAAAAACAAUUAUGUUUUAAAAUUUAUGCUGGUUUCAUAACAAAUUUUCUCUUGCAAUUUAAUCUGACAACAAAAUAUAUAAAACACUAUAAAAUAUAUUUAAAAAAAAAAAUGUUUUUAAAAAUCAAUAAAUAUACCUUAAGGUAUAACAACUCAUCGAAAUGUAAAAAUUUAAGUUACGAAACAUGUUAAUCAAUAUAAUGUAUAGGUUUUGGACAAUCGAGAAUUUAUAGAUGUGUAGAAAAAUAUAUUUAAAGAAAAAAAAAGUGGGUACAAAAGUAAUUAGAAAAUGUAACGAAGAGAAUUAAUUGCUAUUAGAAAAAAAACUGAUUUAUCCGAAAAAAAAAUUGUGGAAGCAACUGAAAUAAAAACUAGUCAGGGAAAUAAAUGAAUUUAAGCUGUAAACAAAUUCAUGGAGUAAGGAAAAAUAAACUGAUUACAUAAAAAAAAUCCUUAAAAGGUGAUAAUGAAAGGUUAAUGGGACAGCCGGUACAGCCCAAUGAUAUCGUUAUUGCAAUAGAAAUGAAGUAACUAUACAUGAAUUGAUAGAUUUUAUUGUAUGCAAGAACUUUGUGAAGAAAAAAAAUUCUUAAAACCCCAAAAUUAAUUUUAUUUAUCAAGUUAACAAUUUCGUAAUAUAAUUUUUUUUAUAGUUGAUACGUAUAACCCCCCUCUCCACUACCUCUACUCCGUCUUCUCCCUAUCGUCUCCCACCCAACAAAAAAAAUUCGAAAAAAAAUUCCCGGAAAAGAGAGAAAAGUAUGAUUCGAAAACAUAUGAGAACAAUAUAGUGAAAAAGUAUAUAUUUUUACAGAAGUCGUAACGGAUUUAGUGAAUGCGAAAUGCGAUUAACUCGAACGGAAAGCGAAAAAAAUAACUAACAAAAAUAUUUAUUAAGAAAAAUAUUGUUAAGAGAUGGCACAGAGAUCCCAAAAAUCAUGGGAAUUGAACGAUGAGUGUACAAAGGACGGCAGUCAAAUUAAAUUCACUAUGAAAAAAUUAUUAUAAAAUAUUAAUGUUAGAUGAAGUCAACAAAAUAUUAAAAAAAAAUUGAUGUCCGUGUUUGUCUAAUAGGAAAAUCCAAAAAAAACAUCAUAGUAAAAAGACAAGAAAAUCGAUGUAAUAAAUGUAAAACACACUGCAGAAAAUUACUUUUAAGAAAACAAAAUUAUUAAAGUAAAAGUUAUGAAAAAAUAAUCGUUUAUCGUAUAAUAUCGAGAAAAAAAAUAAAAAGAUUUAAAAAAAAAACUAUGCUUUUGAGUGUAGCAAGAAAGUAAACAUAAUCGUCUCUUUACUAAAGGCAUAACAUACUUAAACAAAAAAAGAAGUGACACUUUUUGAAAACAUAUAAAAAGUAUUGAGAGAAUCGCAUAUUUCUCUUUUCUAACGAUUUAAGUAAAUUUCUGAAAAUAUUUUUAAUUGAGGCAAAUAGAAGUUUUGCAUGAUUUCUUUCCGAUGUUUAGGGGUUUGUUUUUUUUUUUGGUAAAUAUUUUCUUUUUAAACACACAAAAAAAAAUGUUAAGGGUUGUUUUUUUUUUUAAUUUUUUUGGAAAUGGUUUCGAUUUUUUUCAUCACAUCAUCUAAUAUUAAAAAAAAAGUUUCAGAAUUAAACGGUUUCCAACAAAAAUUCACGUCCCACAAUCAUGCAAUGUUCUAUUUGCUAAAUAUUUAACGUGCUUUAACCCUUUAGUGACUGAAGGUUUUCUUUUGAAUCAAUAAUCGCCGCUUUUCCUUUAAUUUCCUACCCUUUUCACACUCUAAUACACUUCUUUUCUGAAGGUUUAAUUCUUUUAAUCAAUUAAAGAACUGGAAGAAAUUGAAUAAAAAAUACAAGAAUUUUCAAUUAAUUUUCACAUUUUGGUCAGAAAGGGUUAAAACACUGGGAAAAAUUCCGAAAAUAAACGUAUGUAAUUAAUUUCAAUAUUUAAUACAGCUCACUAAUCGAAAAUAAGACGAAAAUGUAUCUCACAAAUGAGAGAAAAAAACCUAUUCCUGUACAAAAUAGGAAUAUUGUAUUGAAUGAAGGCUAAUGAAUCAGAAUGGCAGUGUACUCAUUUGAAAAAAAAAAUGUACAGAAAAAUGUUUUCGAACAGUUUACAAUGCCAAGAGCAAGAAUUAAAUCUAAAAACGCUGUGUAAAUGUGUAAGGACUAAAUGAAGGUGGAUGAACUAAAGAAAGGAGUCUGGAAAUUUUUAAAUUUUUAAUUUAGAGAUUCCCUCAAUUUUUUUUCCCAAACGUAGAACCGAAUAAAACUGACGAAAAAAAGUAUAAAAUGAAUGAAAAAACCCACCAAAGAAAGGCCAAUUCUUUUACAAAAAAAAAUGUUGCAAACUCUAUGGACCUUGUUGAAGAAGAGAUAGAAGAAGAGGAAAUUUUAUUGACUGUUCAGAGGCAAAAUUUAACUGACCAAAAGUGGAAUGAAGACAUCUGAAAAAAAAAGCUCCUUUUAAGCUCAAUGAUGGGGAGAUGAAUGAAGCAAUAGGAAAAAAAAUCUGAGAGAAAGAUGUUUUUAAUGAAAGCAACAACCCCCCAUGAUAAUGUCUCAAUUCUAUCCUUUCUUCUCUAUUAUAUGUCAAAACCUCAUACAAAGAAAACAAAAACCUACAGACCGACCUCAAAUUUCACCUACAUAGACAGUGGAAGAUAUUUAGUGAAUAAAAAAAAUGUGUAAUAAAGUGGCGUAGAAUCGUAUCUCGUAUGUAGUUGAUUGUAUGUUUAAAUGCAGUAAAAAAAAUCCAUGGAACCCAAAUAAAAAUGAGAGUGGAUUGAAA
Messenger RNA from Lutzomyia longipalpis, 10143 nucleotides. RefSeq lists its product as uncharacterized. The transcript is spliced from 2 exons. Gene Ontology annotation, biological process: protein peptidyl-prolyl isomerization. Bases 1992 to 3962 code for a protein of 656 amino acids. Gene Ontology annotation, molecular function: peptidyl-prolyl cis-trans isomerase activity; zinc ion binding. Lineage: Eukaryota; Metazoa; Arthropoda; Insecta; Diptera; Psychodidae. The record is from RefSeq and is a predicted model, not a curated record.